Molecule: messenger RNA, 5544 nt
Organism: Sporisorium graminicola
Lineage: Eukaryota; Fungi; Basidiomycota; Ustilaginomycetes; Ustilaginales; Ustilaginaceae
Exons: 1
Coding region: 1-5544 (1847 amino acids)
Biological process (GO): transmembrane transport
Cellular component (GO): membrane; fungal-type vacuole
Molecular function (GO): ABC-type peptide transporter activity; ATP hydrolysis activity; ATP binding
Source: RefSeq, a predicted model, not a curated record
AUGUCGCAGACAUUUACCUCUUCACCACGGAACGACUUGGCUGAUGUUCGGCUUCUCAGCUAUCUGUGGACAGCUCGGCCAGCUGCAUCCUUCUCAUCGGCCAGCAACAUCACGACUCACCUCGCAGCUGUGCCCGAUGCGAGUGUUCCCAGUGCUCAAGCUGUCGGCCCUUCGCCCAGCUCAACAUCGCUCGUCCUCUUGACCCAAAUUUCUCCCCUUCUGAUCAGUGGACUCGUCAUCUUCGUGCCCGGCAUACUUCGCGCUGCACGCACAAUCGUUGCUCGUACCAAGUCGAGCGACGAUAAUGCUCGGCUUCGCUUAGGCUUCGACUACUUUGCUCCUUUUGUGACAGAGCAAGACAUACAUCAACAUCGACUCGGACUUUCACACCAGUCUCAGCCAAUCGAUAGCGAUGACAGCGAAACAGUUGGCUCCACGAAUGAAGCUUACCUCUUCGACAGGCAGGGGUUUGAGCGGCAACGCAAGCGUCUCAAUCAGCUCCUUUUAGUUGCCCUCUUUCAGGCAGCAGCAUGGACUGCUACCACCGGCUGGUCGAUCGCUUUCUCCGAAAGCUCGUCGAUGCUGCCGUGUCUCUCUCAAUGUAUCGCUUGGAUCACCAUCUUCUUUCGACUGCUUCUUCGGCCUCCGCAGACGCCAACUUUUGAGCUGGUAGCCUUACUGCUCUCGCUCAACGUUGCUGCCUGGAUACACCUCUUUUCCUUCGUGCCAUCGCUAGGCUCUAGCCUACUUGCCGCCUUAAACUUGCAGCUCUUGCUCAGCGUCCCCAACGCCAUCGUGUGCAUUUAUGCCGCCUCUCUAUGUCUGCGCAUGCCCGUGACACCAGGUGGCUACGAGGCGGUCGUCGAUCUAGACGAACGCAUUCGCCAGCAAACAGAUGACGCCAAAAGAGCUCCAGCUCCAGGCGACAACAUGGAUGCAGUGUACCGCCUAUGCCCGACGUCACCAGAAGAUUACUGCAGCCUAUACGAGAACCUCUCCUAUUCGUGGAUGGCGCGCAUCCAGAGCCUUGCCCUCCGACGUUCGCUCAACCCAACCGACGUGUGGCGUCUGCGUUCUGUCAACGAUACUCGCCUGCUUUUUCGCAAGUUCAAAGCGCUGGAGCUUGCGACAGACUCGGCGAGCAAAAAACCGCGCCUCUUGUCACGUAUCCUUCGUGCCAAUGCCAAUGAUAUCCUUCUCGACGCCUGCUUCAAGCUGAUCAGCGUCAGCUUCGCAUACCUCGGCACUUACAUUCUCAAAAGCAUCCUCGAUCAGAUCCAAAUAGCUGCUACACACGAGGAUGGUCAUCUUGACCACAGCACGGAUUCGGACGAUACCCAAUGGACGCCCCGCCAGAAAGCGUUUGCCUACGCAUGCAUCGGCCUCUGCCUCACCGUAGUGCGUUUCUUGGCCGAGUUGCAGAACUACCAUCACGCUCGCCAAGUUGGGCUGCGACUCCGAUCCACGCUCGUAGUCUCGCUCUUUGAAAAGGCGCUGAAGCGACGCGAUCUUAGCGGACAAACCAAGUCUGCGUCAUCUGAGCCCGCAGAGAAAGAUGACGGUGCGGAGCCACUGCUCGAUGCCGCUUCACCAGGCUCGAUCAGGUCACAAAGCCCGACUGGCUCCGAAGGUGAGUCUGCUGCCACGGACUCAAACGUAUCUGCACAACUGGAUCAGCACCUUCGGCCGCCAGGACAGACAAAUUCGAGUCAAAAACGGUACUGGACGGCAUCGUGGCGAGUGGACAAGCUGAAGCAAGUCUCCUUCGAGUCGCUUCGAUCAAAUCUAGCGCAACGUACAGCGCAGCGUCGGAAACGGCAGGCACAGAAGCUCAAAGAGCAAGAGGAGCAACAGGGCGCCGACGUUGGAAAGAUCGUCAACAUGAUGGCGUCCGAUGUCAACAUCCUCUUGCGCAUGGGCUGCGAUCUGCAUCAGCUCUACGGCGCACCGCUCGAAGUCACCAUCGCGGCCAUCUUUCUCUACAAGCUUAUGGGCUGGAGCGCGCUGGUCGGCUUCGGCAUCCUGGUCGCAGCCAUUCCCGUCAACUACGUGUGGGGAGAGAUCGCGGUCAAGAAGCAGCGAGAGUACAGCUCGGCACGAGACGAACGGAUGAGCCUCAUGACCGAGCUCAUCGAUGCUAUGCGCUUUGUCAAGAUCCAAGGCGUCGAGCCGCAAUGGGAGCAGCGUGUGGCCUCGGCUCGUCGUAAAGAGAUCCGCAAGCUCAUCUGGUCGCGCGUCAUGACCUUCCUGUUUGAGCUGCUAUGGACUGUCAUUCCCGUCCUCGUGACGCUGCUCAGCUUCUUCUUUUACGUAAAGGUGGCAAAGGAGGAGCUCACGGUCUCGACUGCUUUCACCGCGAUCGCGCUAUUUACCAUGAUCCGUCCUCCUCUCAACGCGAUUCCUGGCUUCCUGAUGGGAGGCCUGAUAGCCAUGGUCAGCAUCCAGCGGCUCGAGUCCUUCCUCAACGAGCAGGAGGUCGAGGAAGCGGUCAGUCAGCUCUCCAGGCAGCACUCGUCGGAAGACGCUCGGUCCAAUGGUUACAAGGAUGAAGAUACCGACGACGUGAUCCUACUCAGCGAGGGUGAUGACAAUGUCGACAGUAGCGAGCUCGCCAUCAAAGGGUGCAGCUUCGUUUGGCACAGCAAGCAGACAACUAUGCUUCCUGCUUCAGAGGAGGAUCCACUCAGCCUUAGUCGUGCAAGUGCUUCAGAUGACCACACUUUCGCUCUUCGCGACAUUGAUGUCAGCUUUCCCGCCGGAGAUCUGACCUUAAUCGUUGGACCCACGGGUUCCGGAAAAAGCAGCAUGCUAGCAGCCAUCCUUGGCGAGAUGCUUCAGUCAAAAGAGGGUGUCGUGGUGCGCAACAAAUUCGACCAGCACGGUAACAGUCGGUUCAGUUUUGCCAACCAGCUUCCAUGGCUUGAAGCUGGCAAGUCGGUGCGAGACAACAUCCUGUUUGGCACACCUUUCCAUAAAGACAGGUACGAGAUGUGCAUUCAUGCUUGUGCCCUUCAGGACGACCUCGAUUCGAUGGACGAUGGUGAUCUCACACGGAUCGGCUCGCAUACCGUUUCUGGCGGACAGAAAGCACGUAUAUCGCUUGCACGAGCUCUGUAUGCGCACUCCAGUACUGUGCUUCUGGAUGACGUAUUGUCAGCGGUGGACACACGUGUGCAGAAUCACAUCGUCGAGCAUGCCGUGCUGGGUCCAAUCGCAAAGCAUCGGCGCGUUAUUCUUGUCACCCACCAUGCGCAUCUUCUGACCGAUCGCGCGUCUUUGGUGGUAAGCAUGCACAACGGUCGCAUCCUCGAUCAAGGCCCGCCCUCCGAUCUGCAGGCGCGAGGAGUGAUCCCAACCUCGCAUCUCCGAGGGCGAGACAAGUCAAGCAGUUCUCUCGCAGAGACUAGCGCCACAAACACGCUUAACACCCAUGAAACCAGCCCCGCUGCCGGGUCCACUCUUCAACCAGACACCGCUCGAGCUAGGCUUGACGACGAAGCACCGGCGACGGCGAUCACACCAAAACGUGCGGGUGAGCUUGCGUCUGGUGCUCGAACACCUCGUCUAUUGCACCAGGAAGAAAAGCGUCGAGAGGGAGCUGUCAGCUGGGUCUUCUACCGCACAUAUCUGCAGGCAUCUUCCCUCCGAAUUUGGGCUCUCCUCAUCCUGCUGCUGUUGCUACUCCGUCUGUCCGAAUCAUUUGGUCAAUACUGGCUCAAGGUUUGGGGCGAGGCGUACCAGAACUACGGGCUUCAAGCAGUAGCGUCCUAUUUCACACAGACAUCGGCGCAUCUCCCCUUCGACUUGCCUCCAGCCGACGGAAACGCUGGCUUCUACCUGUCCGUCUACGGUCUUAGCGGCUUGGCAGUGAUCUUAUUCAACAGCUCUCGGGCGAUCUGCUUCUACGUGGCAUCCAUCAAGGCUUCUCAAAACCUGUUUGCAACGCUUCUCGCCAAUGUCAUCCGCGCGCCGCUUCGCUGGUUCGACAUCACCCCGGCUGGUCGGAUCAUGAACCGAUUCGGAACAGACAUGGACUGCAUCGACAACAUCCUGCCGCAGUCAAUCAUGAAUCUGGGGAACAAUGCUUUUUCUAUGGCCGCCUAUUUCUUGAUAUGUGUCGUCAUCGUUCCGGCAUUCCUUGUGCCCUCCUUCUUGUUGGUUCUGCUGGGACCUUGGCUGGUCGGCGGCUUCCUUGCCUGUACGCGCGAUAUGCAGAGGAUCGAGGCCACCUCAACGUCGCCCAUCUACGGACACUUCCAGCAGGCCUUGUCUGGGAUUGUGACCAUUCGUGCCUUCGGCGCCGAGCCACGCCUGCUCGAAUCGAUGCUGGAUUCGGUCGACCUGUACCAGUCUCUCUGGUGGGCAGUGUGCACCAUGGAGGUGUGGCUCAGCUUCCGAUCCCAGAUCCUGGGUGGUGUCUCGGUGUUUGUGGUCACUCUGCUAGCGCUCUCAGGAGCCGUGUCGCCGGGUUCGGCGGGGUUGGCGCUUUCUUCUGCGCAACUGCUCUGCCAGCUGGCCUACUACCUCGUCAACGACUUCAAAAACCUCGCCAACAGCUUCAACUCGCUUGAGCGCGUCACCGAGUACCAGCAGAUGCCGCAGGAGGAACACGAACAGGUCGUGGCUGGAUACUCGACAAGCCUCGUACCAGCUGCGUGGCCGUCCAGUGCGGGUCGCAUCGUCUUUGACAACGUGAGCUUGCGGUAUGCCGAGGAUCUGCCCCUGGUGCUGAAGGGUGUGAGCUUCGACGUCAAGCCGGGCGAGAAGGUGGGGAUAAUCGGUCGCACGGGAAGUGGCAAGAGCAGUCUGGCGUCCAGCUUGUUCCGGGCGGUGGAGCUGAGUGGUGGUCGGAUCUUGAUUGAUGACAUUGAUAUCAAGACGAUUCCUCUGCAGCAGCUGCGUAGUCGACUCAGCAUUGUGAUGCAAGAUCCCGUGCUGUUCUCGGGCACUGUACGGGAUAAUCUGGAUCCGUUUAACGAGCAUGACGACGCAGAGGUGCUAGAUGCGCUGACAAAGGUCGGACUUGCAGCUCCGUCGAUUUUGCGCGCUGACGAGGGCUCCGAUGAAGAACAAUUGGCCGAUUUGUCCGAGACCAGUGCCGGUGGGGCUUCAACACCAAGCAAACAGGACUCAAGACCGAACAUGCGUCUCAGGUUAGACACCCGCGUCUCGUCGGGCGGUGCCAACUUCUCAGCCGGUCAAGCGCAGCUGCUCUCCCUAGCGCGAUCGCUCCUCCGCUCCACACGCAUCCUCAUCCUGGACGAAGCCACGUCGUCGACGGACAUGAACACGGAUGCCAUGGUGCAGCGUGUCAUCCGUACAGCGCUCAAGGACUCGAUCGUGAUCUGCAUCGCGCAUCGUCUCAAGAGCAUCAUCGACUACGACCGCGUCAUGGUGCUGCAGGACGGCAGGCUCGUUGAGUGUGGCAGCCCAAAAGCAUUGCUGUCGAAGGGAGAUGCGGAUGAGGGGGCGUUUUUCAAGAAGCUCUGCCUGCAUUCGGCUGAGUACACAGAGCUGUGCGCCGCGGCUGGCGUCAAGCCUUAA